This is a messenger RNA of Budorcas taxicolor (takin), 1479 nucleotides long. It is a transcript of the gene MMP11, whose product is annotated as matrix metallopeptidase 11. The record is from RefSeq and is a predicted model, not a curated record. The coding region runs from base 1 to 1479 and encodes 492 amino acids. Gene Ontology annotation, biological process: collagen catabolic process; proteolysis; extracellular matrix organization. Gene Ontology annotation, cellular component: extracellular matrix. Gene Ontology annotation, molecular function: metalloendopeptidase activity; zinc ion binding. The transcript is spliced from 8 exons. NCBI's taxonomy places the organism in Eukaryota, Metazoa, Chordata, Mammalia, Artiodactyla, Bovidae.
AUGGCUCGGGCCGCCCGGCUCCGCGGCGCGGCCCCGCGCGCCCUCCCGCUGCCGCUGCUGCUGCUGCUGCUGCUGCUCCCGCCGCCGCCGCUGCUGCUGGCCCGGGCCCCACGGCCGCCGGACGCCCCCCGCCGCCACCCCAUGAGCAGAGGGCCACAGCCCUGGCCCAACGCCCCUCCUGACAGCGACGCCCCCGCCCUGGCCACCCAGGAGGCCCUCCCGCUCGCUGGCCACCCCAGACCUCCCCGCUGCGGCGUGCCCGACCCGCCCGACGGGCCAAGUGCCCGCAACCGACAGAAGAGGUUCGUGCUGUCGGGCGGGCGCUGGGAGAAGACGGACCUCACCUACAGGAUCCUCCGGUUCCCGUGGCAGCUGCUGCGGGAACAGGUGCGGCAGACGGUGGCGGAGGCCCUCCAAGUGUGGAGUGACGUCACGCCACUCACCUUCACUGAGGUGCACGAGGGCCACGCCGACAUCGUGAUCGACUUCACCAGGUACUGGCACGGGGACAACCUGCCCUUCGAUGGACCUGGGGGCAUCCUGGCCCACGCCUUCUUCCCCAAGACCCACCGAGAAGGGGAUGUCCACUUCGACUAUGAUGAGACCUGGACCAUCGGGGACAACCAGGGCACAGACCUCCUGCAGGUGGCGGCCCACGAGUUUGGCCACGUGCUGGGGCUGCAGCACACGACAGCUGCGAAGGCCCUGAUGUCCCCCUUCUACACCUUCCGCUACCCACUGAGCCUCAGCCCAGAUGACCGCAGGGGCAUCCAGCAGCUGUACGGCCGGCCUCGGCUAGCUCCCACGUCCAGGCCCCCGGACCUGGGCCCCGGCACCGGGGCGGACACCAACGAGAUCGCGCCGCUGGAGCCGGACGCCCCACCGGAUGCCUGCCAGGUCUCCUUUGACGCGGCCGCCACCAUCCGCGGCGAGCUCUUCUUCUUCAAGGCAGGCUUUGUGUGGCGGCUGCGUGGGGGCCGGCUGCAGCCUGGCUACCCUGCACUGGCCUCUCGGCACUGGCAGGGGCUGCCCAGCCCUGUGGACGCAGCCUUCGAGGACGCCCAGGGCCACAUCUGGUUCUUCCAAGGAGCUCAGUACUGGGUGUACGACGGCGAGAAGCCGGUCCUGGGCCCUGCGCCCCUCUCUGAGCUGGGGCUCCAGGGGUCCCCGAUCCAUGCCGCCCUGGUGUGGGGCUCCGAGAAGACCAAGAUCUACUUCUUCCGAAGCGGGGACUACUGGCGCUUCCAGCCCAGCACCCGCCGUGUGGACAGCCCCGUGCCGCGCCGGGCCACCGACUGGCGAGGGGUGCCCUCGGAGAUCGACGCGGCCUUCCAGGAUGCUGAAGGCUUCGCCUAUUUCCUGCGUGGCCGCCUCUACUGGAAGUUUGACCCCGUGAAGGUGAAAGCCCUGGAGGGCUUCCCCCGCCUCGUGGGCCCCGACUUCUUCGGCUGUACUGAGGCUGCCAACACUUUCCGCUGA